UUCACUGCCCUUGAGAUGUCAUCAAUUCUCCGUCACUGCUGUGAUCUUCUGAUAGGCAUUGCCGCUGGAUGGAGUGACAAGAUACGCACCAACAGCCUCCAAGUACAUAGGCAAUUCAAGGCAAUGAUGGUAUCCAUUGGAAGACCUUCACAUGGUGAAAGUGCUGAUUUAUUAAUUAGCUAUAAUGCAGGGCCAGCUAUAGAUGGGAUCAACUCAAGACCAUGGGUUGGAGGAUUAAUGUUCAUAUUCAUAUUCUGCAUGCAGGAAUUUGAAUCCCCUGCAUGCAAGCUACUUGAUCAAGUUAAAGUAGUUGCCCACAAAGCACAGAUGACGACCUACUACACUGUGAGAACGUUCUUGGAUCAGUGCAUGGAUGGUUCCAUUGCUUUACCUGCUGUUGUGUCCGAGAUUCCAGUUUUUCAGCAGAAGCAAGUACUGGUUUAAAAGGUACUUAGAGAUUUCUUUGAAUGUGGGGGUGUACUUUGCCACCCUGUUAUUGGGGAGCUAUCACCACGAAUGUUCCCAAACUUAGCAACAGCAGCAAAAUACUGGGCCAAAAGAAGGAAUCCCACAUUUUCUGGAUUUGAAGCCCCUGACAUUAUAUCAGGAUCAACUAUUAUACUCCCUCUACUUCAAAUGGCAUCUGCUCGCAAAAUCUCCAGAGAAGGUGACAUGGAUCCAUAUACUCUUAACAUCCUUCGUGAGUACAGGAUUUCAAGAUUUAAAUAA
Molecule: messenger RNA, 729 nt
Organism: Sapajus apella (tufted capuchin)
Lineage: Eukaryota; Metazoa; Chordata; Mammalia; Primates; Cebidae
Gene: EBLN1
Product: endogenous Bornavirus like nucleoprotein 1
Source: RefSeq, a predicted model, not a curated record